AUCACCUUCGCGCAACACCGUUUUCAGAUACGAUCGCAGUCAGGAGUGGACCGCAGCAAGCGAGCCUAUGCCCCAAGAAAAAAGCCCAAAGACAUUCGGACCUGUGCAGGUAGCGGAGGCAGCCUCACGCAUGUGGGGAUAGGGUGGAAGAAGGGAGGUGAGGAAGAAAAUAAGGCGUCCGGGCCUGACGGUAGCGGAGGCAGCCUCGCACUACAGUCGGGCCACAGACAAAGGAGAGAAUUAGAUAGAGAAGCCUGUGCUGGCUGAGUCUGUGCCACUGAUGGAGGCACGCAGAGUAAAGGAAAGCUGUGUGUUGAGACAAUGAUGGUGAGAUGCGCUGUGCUGUAAAUCAGUAGAAACUGAUCUGUUCAUGCUGGAUAUAUUGACGAUUUCAUCACAGAAAUCUCUCAGCUGAAGAAAGAGGAGAUUUAGCAAUGGAUCGAGAGGAUGUGGAUUGUUGUGAAUCUUCAGUGUAUGUGACUGAUGAUGGGAGUCUGGAUUCAGUGUGGAUGAGCAGAGAUCAGAGCCGCACACCACAGACACUGCUGGACUCUAAACUCUCUGAAGAGAAAUCCAGAUGCACACAGGACUCUGAUCUCAGUCUGACUUUACUCUGUUAUACUGAGUCAAAGCCCACAGACACUCAGAACACCGGAGAACAGCAGCAGAUUCUGCAGACCAAACUGAAGAUGUGUUCAGUUAAACUCAUCGACUGCAUGAACCUCAUGAUGAAGAUUAAAACAGAACCCACAGAAAUCAAAACAGAACCCACAGAAAUGAAAACUGAACCCACAGAAAUAAAAACUGAAUACACAGAAGAGGAAGAUCGUACUGAGGAAGAUGAUGAUUUUAUUCUAUCAGAUGUGAAGAGUGAUUCAUGUUUGGAUAUAGAAAUAUCGUCUUCAACAUCAAAAGAGCAACUGACAGCACAAACUCUUUCCUGCAUCACCUGUGGAAAGACAUUCAGCUCACAGAGACUUUUAGAGAGACAUGAGAGAAAACACACAGAACAGAAACUCUUCACCAGAUCUGAGAUCAGCUUUACUACCUUACAAGAGAAGAAACUUCAUUCAGAAGACCACAGAGAGAAGAAGAAGCAGUUUCACUGUGAGCAGUGUGGGAGGAUUUGUGCCUCUUCCUCUAAACUAAAUUUUCACAUGAGGACACACAGUGGUGAAAAGCCUUUCAACUGCACUGAAUGUGGAAAAUACUUCCAAACUAAACACAAUCUUAAAGUUCAUCAGAGAAUACAUACAGGUGAAAAACCUUACAAAUGCUCUCAGUGUGACAAGACUUUUUCUCAUUCGAGUCACUUCAAAUCCCAUCAGAGACUUCAUACGGGAGAGAAACCUUAUUACUGUAAUGUCUGUGGGAAGAGUUUUAGAUUAAAGGAUACCUUACUAGUGCACCAGAGAAUUCAUACAGGUGAAAAACGUUUCAAAUGCUCUCAGUGUGACAAGACGUUUACUUGUUCGUCUAGCUUAAAAGGUCAUCAGAGAGUUCACAGUGGAGAGAAACCUCAUCACUGUAGUGUCUGUGGGAAGAACUUCUCUGAUUCAUCUCAAUUCAGAGUUCAUCAAAGACUUCAUACUGGAAACAAACCUUAUCACUGUAGUCUCUGUGGGAAGAGUUUCUCUAAUUUAUCUCAAUUCAGAGUUCAUCAAAGAGUUCAUACUGGAGAGAAACGUUAUCACUGUGAGCAGUGUGGAAGGAUUUGUGUCUCUUCCUCUAAACUAAAUAUUCACAUGAGGACACACAGUGAUGAAAAGCCUUUCAACUGCACUGAAUGUGGAAAUUACUUCCAAACCAAACACAAUCUUAAAGUUCAUCAGAGACUUCAUACAGGUGAAAAACCUUACAAAUGCUCUCAGUGUGAAAAGACUUUUUCUCAGUCAAGUCACUUCAAAGUCCAUCAGAGACUUCAUACGGGAGAGAAACCUUAUCACUGUAGUUUCUGUGGGAAGAGUUUUAGAUUAAAGGAUACCUUAAUAAGCCACCAGAGACUUCAUACGGGAGAGAAACCUUAUCACUGUAUUGUCUGUGGGAGGAGUUUUAGUCAAAAGGCUAACUUACUAAAGCACAACAGAGUUCAUACAGGUGAAAAACCUUUCAAAUGCUCUCAGUGUGACAAGACAUUUACUUAUUCGUCUAAAUUAAAAGCCCAUCAGAGAGUUCAUACUGGAGAGAAACUUUACAACUGCACUGAAUGUGGAAAAUACUUCAAAGCCAAACACAAGCUUAAAGUUCAUCAAAGACUUCAUACAGGUGAAAAACCGUACGAGUGUCCUCACUGUGAGAAGAGAUUUAGCGGUAAACGUGGUCUGAAGACACAUGUGCUUUUACACUCCAAUGAGAGGAUGCAUCAGUGCAGUCAAUGUGACAAAACCUUUAGGGAUUCAAGUUCAUUAAAAAAACACCAGAAUAUUCACUUAAAAGAGAAACUCCAUCAGUGUUCACACUGUGAUAAACAUUUCUGCCAUAACUAUAAGCUGAUAAUCCAUGAGAGAGUUCACACUGGAGAAAAACCUUACAAAUGCUCUCAAUGUGACAAGACUUUUGCUUAUUUAGGUUACUUACAAGCCCAUCAGAAAGUUCAUACUAGAGAGAAACCUUAUUACUGUAGUCUCUGUGGGAAGAGUUUUAGUCUAAAGUCUACCUUACUAAAUCACAAGAGAAUUCAUACAGGUGAAAAACCUUACAAAUGCUCUCAGUGUGAUAAGAUGUUUACGUAUUCGUCUAACUUAAAAGUUCAUCAGAGAGUUCACACUGGAGAGAAACCUUACGUCUGCACUCAAUGUGGAAAACGCUUCUCUAAUUCAUCUCAAUUCAGAGUUCAUCAAAGAGUUCAUACUGAAAAGAAACCUCAUCACUGUAGUGUCUGUGGGAAGAGUUUCUUUAAUUUACCUCAAUUCAGAGUUCAUCAAAGAGUUCAUACUGGAGAGAAACCUUAUCACUGUAGUGUCUGUGAGAAGAGUUUUAGUCAAGGGUCUUCAUUACUAUGUCACAUGAGAAUUCAUACAGGUGAAAAACCUUACAAAUGCUCUCAGUGUGACAAGACGUUUGCUUAUUCAGGUCACUUCAAAGCUCAUCAGAGAGUUCACAAUGGAGAGAAACCUCAUGACUGUAGUGUCUGUGGAAAGAGCUUCUUUAAAUUAUCUCAAUUAAGAGUUCAUCAAAGUGUUCAUACUGGAGAGAAACCUUAUCACUGUAGUCUCUGUGGGAAGAGUUUUAGUGUAAAGGAUACCUUACUAAAGCACCAGAGAGUUCAUACAGGUGAAAAACCUUACAAAUGCUCUCAGUGUGACAAGAUGUUUACUUCUUCGUCUAAUUUAAAAUCCCAUCAGAGAGUUCAUACAGGUGAAAAACCUUACAAAUGCUCUCAGUGUGACAAGACGUUUGCUGAGUCAGGUCAUUUAAAAGUUCAUCAGAGAGUUCACACUGGAGAGAAACCAUAUCCCUGUAGUGUCUGUGGGAAGAGUUUUAAUCGACAUGACGUUUUAGUGACACACCUGAGAAUUCAUACAGGUGAUAAACCUUACAAAUGCUUUCAGUGUGACAAGAUGUUUGCUUCUUCGUCUAACUUAAAAUCCCAUCAGAGAGUUCACACUGGACAGAACCUUUAACUUUCCCCGCCAGAAAAAAGUUUCUAGUGCCAGCAUUUUUCAUGAUUUUCACAAAAUUUUAAUGUCUUCCAGAAAACGUACAAUAUAUCAAAUGAAAAAAUAGACCCUCUGCUUUCAAACAAAAAAAGACGUUUCUUGUAAUCACCUCUCAAAUAAGGGUAGGUUUCUUGAAAAACACAAAAUUUUGAGCAAAAAUCUAAGAUAAUUGUAUUUUUGUAAAGGACUUUUGAUAGAGAUCCAAUUCAGAGCGAUCCAUAAAAACAUACACGGACAUACAGCUGUUUGUCCUAGGGCAAUACUUCUGAGUAGUAUAAGUUGCAGAAGAGCACCACCUGGUGGAUAAUAGCGGUAUUGCAGAAAGCCAGAAUUACUCGUCAUUGGCAGGGAAGCAUUUUUUUCACUAAAGCAAAUGGUAAACAGACCGUGGAAAACCGGAACGUGAAUAAUAGACCUAGGAGAAGAGCAUCAGAGGGGUGUGUGGUUUGCUGCUUUUAUGUGUCAAACUCGUUUAUUUUAUGUUGUGUGCUAUGUGAUUUUAAGAAUUGGUUUCAAAGUCUUAAUGUCAUGGGACCAUAAUGUCAUUAAUUGUUCAUUAACUUGGACUGAGAAAGAAAGUGUUCAGAUUAUUCAGUAAAUGCUUUGCUCAUUUUUACAAUAUUUAUGGCUGUUUCUCAAUUCCAAGAACGCAAAGAACGGACUUGCGUUCUCUUGGAGACUGGUCUUGCCAGGCGACCUCGAAAGAACGAACUCAGAAGGUCGCGAGAACACAGAACGCACCUGUGAGAAUUGAGAUGUGUGCGAUCUUCCUGCUGGUCACGUGACCUCCCCAGAUUUCAGCGCGCAAGUCUGCACUCGAUGCAUCCUCGAUAUCAAGAACUCAUCCGGGUAUUUUCAUGCGUCCUCUGUACUUGUGUUCUUGGCCCUGUCCCAAAUGGCGCACUUCAUGUGGGCUUUCGGUCUCGUGGUCUUAAAUUGCGCGUUCUCGCUUAGUCUACGAGUCCGUAGGGUGUCCCAUCUGUCAUUUUUACCCUUUGAAGUGUGUUCAUCAGCGCCUCCUUUGCCCCCUUGAUGCGGUCUUCAGCGAAGCCCGCACUGCAGCAGGCUUCGCGCACUUUACCAACCCAGAAGUCCUUGCGAAAGGGCAAUCAGACCAAUCAGACGACGGAGAGGAGGAGUUCACACUGACGGGCAACUUCUCUACCUAUUUCCGGUGUGAUGCUCGAGUCUGUCCCAAAAUACGACUCCGGUGCACCCACGUGGACUCGCAUCAAGGGUCCCUAAAGUCUGGACUACGUGAUGUCAUCAAAGUGUGGACUCUGAGGAGGACCACAAGCCCGGAGUGUGCCAUUUGGGACAGGGCCCUUGAGAAUUGGAAUUGAACUUCGACUGUUAAUGAUGACGUAGAGCGAGGACACAAGGACGCAAGAUCGCCGAAGAACACAUAUUGAGAAACAGCCAAUGUCUCCUGCCUUCUGCUAUAGGCCUAUAUGCAAGCAUGUCACACUUUCACUGCCCAGACACCAUAUAUUGUAUAACAAGUUUCUUUCUACUUUGUCAUUAAAAUACUAAUAAUAAUCACCAUUGAAUGUGAUGUUGUAAAAAAACAUUGUACAGCUACAGUAUACAGAUGAAAAUAAAGGCUUUAAACUUCAA
Molecule: messenger RNA, 5276 nt
Organism: Misgurnus anguillicaudatus (oriental weatherfish)
Lineage: Eukaryota; Metazoa; Chordata; Actinopteri; Cypriniformes; Cobitidae
Source: RefSeq, a predicted model, not a curated record